Messenger RNA from Prorocentrum cordatum, 681 nucleotides. The record is from the annotation of a GenBank genome assembly. NCBI's taxonomy places the organism in Eukaryota, Dinophyceae, Prorocentrales, Prorocentraceae.
AUGUCGCGCCGCCUCGCUGCUGCCCCCUGGCGCUGCAAGGAUUGCGCCACGAGGGACGGCACGCCGUGGAUCAACCGUGGCGACCUCAAGCAGUGCUCCAAAUGCAACCUGCACAAAGGAGUCUGCUACGGUGGUCCCAAAACGCCCAAAUGGAACCCUGCGACCAAGUCCACGGGCUCACCCAAGGCAUCUAAGGAUAAGUCCGACACCGCCGUCAUGGCUAAGCAGCUUGCCGACCUCCAGGCCAUGGUCAAGAAGCUCACGAAGCAGGUCAAGCGUGACCGCAUCAAGAAGAUCAAUGAGCUCCUUAAGGUCGAUGAUGGAUCCUCCGUGGCCUCGGACCUUGCGCAGGUCAAGUCCCUCACCGAAGAGAAGGAGCACUUGCGCAAGGCCAAGCGCCUUCGCGAGGAGCACGCUAAGGAGCAGCUGGUCAUCGACGAGCUGGUUGCCAAGCUGACGGUGCUCCAGGACUCCUUGGCCGAGGCAGAUGCCGAAGUCUUGCGGCUGGAGGAGGAGGUCCAGCGUUUGGGCGCCGACGGACCCCCUCCGCCCACUGCUGGCAAGCCCACGCUCCAUGAGCUGCUGCCGAAGUUCGCUGUCAACGUCCAGCAGCUUGGCGAGUUGGCCGCGGAGUCCGGCUUGGACCCCAGCUUUCAGGCGGAGAUGGAGACGGCGGCCAAA